CUUAGUCAGCUCGCUUGGGCCGGUGUGCAGUCGUCUCUGGGAUCGCCGCUGGCAGGGGGUGGGGGCGGUGUGCGGUCGGUUGGGCGGCUCUUGCCUGUGGCCAUCUCACUCUCUUGGUUAUAGCCUCCGCCCUAACCGCCGAUCCUUCGUGGUAACCUCCAGAGAUGCGCCGUGCCAUCGAGGUCGCGGAGGAGCCCAUGGACGCCGACGACAACGCCGCCUGCGAGACCGGCCGAGGCGAUGCGGUCACCGCGUCGUUCGAAGCGGCGCACCUCUUCCACGACGAUGGCCGGCAGCGUGGGCUCGCACCGGGCGUGGUGGCUAGGCUCAUGCCUGGACUUCGAGAUCAGAGGAAGGUCCGCGAGUUCUGCGACGUUACGUUUCGCGCGACAGACGGCGUGGAGAUCUGGGCCCAUCGGUUCGUGUUGGCAGCCAGGUUCUCCGGCUGCUAUGCGCUUUUCGCCCUCGCCAAGCAAGGCAUGAGUUCCGAGCAGAGGCGGAUGAACGAGUGCCCGCCGCCCAUCCGCGCGGUGAUGACAGACCUGGACAGCGACAUGACCGAACUACUCGUCGGCUUCGCCUACCACACUCCGCUGCACGAGCUCAUCGACCAGCACAACGUGGCCAAGGCACUCGGACUCGCCGAAAAGCUAAAGAUAUUCCGCAUACUGGAUCAUUGCCUGAACACCCUGAAAAAGGACCUCAAACCGGAAACCUGCAUCGACACUUACCACCUGACCUCCAGCCGUGGAUUCGAGCAUCUCGCCGGGGAAGCGUUCCGAUACCUGGUGCGGAACUUCGACCAGGUGUGGAAGAACAGCGCCCAGUUCCAGGAUCUGACGCCAGAGGAGAUGCACACGAUCCUCAAAGACGACCGACUGCACGCGCCCAACGAGGUAGAUGACACGUUCUGUGCCAUCCUCAAGUGGAUCUCCGCCGACGUGGACAAGAGGAAGGCCUACCUCGCCAAGUUCCUGCCGCUCUUGCGCUUCGCACGCUGCUCCGUCACAGAUGUCGAGAAAGUAGUCACCGACCCACAAGUCCAGAGUGACCGGAACAGCGUGAAGGUGCUGAACGUGAUCCACCAGACGCUCAGCCAGCCGUCCAUGGCGGUGGGCGAUGUUGCCGGCGUCGACCUGUCCCCGAAGUUGUGGCUCAAGCCUCGCCUGCCCAAGGACAUCCUCUUCCUUUUCGGCGGCUGGACUGUGUGCGCGACCAACAAGAUGCUCACGUACUACAGCCGCGCCGCCAAGUGGAGCGUGAUGGCCAGACAGGACACCAUGGUCAGGGCGUACCACGGUGUAGCAGUGGUCGACCAGCGUAUCUACUUCGUGGGUGGCUUCAACGGCCGCGAGUGCUACCACUCGGUCGUCUGCUUGGACGUGCCGCAGGCCAGAUGGAGCGCCAAGGCGAACAUGGCCAUCGCGCGCUGCUACGUCAGCGUCGCCGUCCUCCAGGGCCAGAUCUACGCCAUUGGGAGGCUUCGACGGCCACACGCGCACAAACACGGUCGAGCGGUACGACGUCGAGACAAACCGGUGGUGCAUGGUGGCCAGCAUGAACGACGUCCGCAGUGACGCCAGCGCCGCCGUAGCUGCAGGACGUAUCUACAUCGCGGGAGGCUUCGCGGGUCGGGAGGUCCUGAACACCGUGGAGUGUUACGACCCGUCGACCAACGUCUGGACUCUGGUGUUGACCAU
Dermacentor andersoni is the source of this 1700-nucleotide messenger RNA. RefSeq names its product kelch-like protein 10. NCBI's taxonomy places the organism in Eukaryota, Metazoa, Arthropoda, Arachnida, Ixodida, Ixodidae. The record is from RefSeq and is a predicted model, not a curated record. Gene Ontology annotation, molecular function: protein binding.